AGCGGUGAGAGAGAGUUUCCGCAAAUGCCACUCUCACUCUCAUUCUAAAUUCAAUUCCUUCUUUCCGUUGCGUUUCGUUUCGGCAUUUUCCCCUUUCGAAACCCUUGUUCUUCGAACCCACCUCACAUUUCGGUUCUCUUUCACGCAUUCUUCAUCUUAGGAUUGGUGCUGGUGGAAAUGGCUUCCAAUAUUGGAAUGAUGGACAGCGCCUACUUUGUCGGCAGGAAUGAGAUUCUCACUUGGAUCAACUCCACUCUCCAUCUCAAUCUCUCUCGCAUCGAGGAGGCUGCAUCUGGUGCUGUUCAAUGCCAGAUGAUGGACAUGACAUAUCCAGGUGUUGUUCCAAUGCACAAGGUGAACUUUGAUGCAAAGACAGAGUAUGAUAUGAUCCAGAAUUACAAAAUUCUGCAGGAUGUGUUCAACAAGCUGAAAAUUGACAAGCAUAUCGAAGUUAACAGGCUUGUUAAAGGCCGACCUCUGGAUAACUUGGAGUUCCUGCAAUGGUUGAAACGUUACUGUGAUUCAGUGAAUGGUGGCAUUAUGAAUGAGAACUAUAAUCCUGUGGAACGAAGGUGUAAGGGUGGAAAGGACCGAAAUCUAAGGUGUUCUAUAAAGGGCUCAAAAUCAUUGCAGACAAACAUUGUGAAUCAUUCUGGUUCAGGCACCACACUCAAUUCUAAUCCAACAUCUGGGGCCAAGCAAAUCAGGCCAAGUGGAGUAGAAAAUGAAGCUAAUUCGUCACCAGAGAUUGAGGCUUUGUCCCAACAGGUUGCUGAUCUCAAAAUUGCUAUGGGUCACCUGGAAAAAGAAAGAGACUUUUACUUUGCAAAACUACGGGAUAUAGAAAUCCUUUGUCAGGCUUCAGAAGUGGAUAAUAAUCCUAUGACUGUAGCAACUAAGAAGAUUUUGUAUGCUGAUGAUGCAAAGGAAUCGGCACUAGAUGAAGCUCUAGGUUACCUUAACCAAACUUUGAAUGCUGUCCAAGAUGAAGCAGAAACUGAAGCCUGAUAACUCCCAAAAGCUAGCUUCUGGCUAGUACAGUAAGACAUUUGCCAGCCAAACUCUGUUAACAAAAUGCCAUCUUUGACUACUAGACAAUUGAACCUUUUUCCGUGUUGCGACCGUUGGUUAAAAUGUGCCAUUUAAUCAAAAGAGAUAUUGCAUGUCAUUGGAACAAACCGAAAAUGAGCCCCAAGAGUGAGCAUUCAAGUAUUUCUUGCUCGAUAAUUUGGUCAUCUAGUGACUGACCUUUUCAAAAAAUAUUCUCCAUAUUUUUAUUUUUUGUUCCAACUUUUAAGAAAUGGGUAUGCAAUUUGGGUGGGCAAUG
Molecule: messenger RNA, 1327 nt
Organism: Arachis stenosperma
Lineage: Eukaryota; Viridiplantae; Streptophyta; Magnoliopsida; Fabales; Fabaceae
Product: microtubule-associated protein RP/EB family member 1B-like
Exons: 8
Coding region: 178-1008 (276 amino acids)
Biological process (GO): regulation of microtubule polymerization or depolymerization; thigmotropism; spindle assembly
Cellular component (GO): microtubule organizing center; spindle midzone; cytoplasmic microtubule
Molecular function (GO): microtubule plus-end binding
Source: RefSeq, a predicted model, not a curated record